Molecule: messenger RNA, 858 nt
Organism: Anopheles nili
Lineage: Eukaryota; Metazoa; Arthropoda; Insecta; Diptera; Culicidae
Product: nucleolin-like
Exons: 2
Source: RefSeq, a predicted model, not a curated record
AUGUCUGAAGCGAAUGCAGUGAAUCCAACAACGCUGUCUGCGAACGCGCAGCCGGCAGUUGACGAAGCGGUUGAAGUGAAAACACCGACAAAACGUACACCAAAGAGAAAAGCGGAUGCGUUUCAGAAAGAGAGUGAAGAGUUAUUGAAAACACUCGGUGUCUCGGUGGAUAUGGAGGACGGACGUCGGCGUACGCGCUCAAGCGCACGAGGAGGCGGUGUUGUUGCGACACCGGUAACACCGGCCACCCCACCCGCCAAGAGAGCACGUGGUACAACGACCACACCGAAACGAGGGCAGGAGGCAGAAGCGGCCACCACUCCUAACUCGAAGACUGCGACACCGAAAAAACGUGGCCACGUAGAGCCCAAGAAUCUGAUGAAAUCCCACGAACCUGAGGAGGAACCCCAAGAAUCUGUCGUGGAUAGUACAGAUUCGGCAGCCGAAGCUGCUAAAAUGGACACUGCCAAACAGCCUGAGCCCAGCGUGGUUGUCAAGGCUGAUAAACCGCCCCAAUCAGAUGGAGUGGACACGGUGGAGAAGGUUGUUCCGCAGCAGGAUGGAGAUAAAAAGGAAUUAGCUGCAUCUGAAACUAAGCAAAGCACCGCUGAGGUGGAGCCUACUCCGGAUAGAAAAGUAGAAGAACGUUCGUCAGCACAAAAGCCUGCCGUCGAGGAGGUCCAGACGAAAGAAGAGGAUAAGACGACGAAAAAUGAUGUACAAAGUAAGGCAGUUGAUGCCGGAGCAUCACAGACGGAUGGCGCUCCCGUGGAGGAAAAAAUGGAUGUUGAUGUUGUUAGCGGCGACAAGUCAUCGGAAGCAGCAAAUGAUGCUCCUCAAGCCAACGUUUCCAAGACG